Molecule: messenger RNA, 2849 nt
Organism: Momordica charantia (bitter melon)
Lineage: Eukaryota; Viridiplantae; Streptophyta; Magnoliopsida; Cucurbitales; Cucurbitaceae
Molecular function (GO): catalytic activity
Source: RefSeq, a predicted model, not a curated record
CAUUCAGAAAACGCACACAAAAGAAAAAGAGAAUUUUUUAUUAUUUUUUUAAUUUUUAAUUUCAAAGUUUCAUUUCAUUGUCCUGUUUACUGAUCUCCUCUCGUCUUUUUUUUUUCUCCUGCAAGAGAAGGAGAUCCAUUUGAAGCCCUGGCCAUUUUCCGUCCAUGGCGUUCUUAUUGGCUUCCACCCAAUUUUUCCGGCUUCUAUAUGAUUGUUAAUCUCGCCUUUUCUCCCAGUCGUCGCCGGGAAAUGGCCGAUAAGCCGCCUGCAGAUGGGUUCUUAACCUCGCCGCCGCCGGCUAGGGUUUCACUGUGCUCUCGGAAUCCCACAUAAUUUUUCUUUUUGUUAUUCUUCAGACGAGAUUUGUCCGAUCAAUCGGGGGCAUUUGGAAUUAAUUGGAGCGUUGAAGGGGGCUGUUGGUUUCGUCUGUUUUAGGGCUCAAAUUGAUGGCGAAGGGCGGGUUUUUUGUCGAUAAGAUUCGGAGAUGUUUAAGGACGUUGUUCUUUAUGGUGGCGAUGUUGGCGUCCCUUCUCGUGUCGUCGUUGCCCGUUCUUGUGGCCAUCGGAGACAUUUUGGUGCCCUGUAUUUUGAUCUCCAGCUUUACGUGCGUUCGGUGCUACGGCUUCAAAGAGCAUUUGCGUCGAUACGCUUUCAAAAGUUCUUUGACUGAUAUCCCUUUUGUUUCCAUGAUCAGAUCUCUCAUUAUUAUCUGCGUUUAUUCAAUGUGUGAUGGCCCUGCUCUUUCCAAUGGCCCUUACCUCGGAACAGUGACUUUAUGCUCCUUCAUCUCCAUUCUUGUUCUUUCUAUCAAGGUUUGUGUCUUUACAGUAAACUCCCAAAUCGAGGCUGAAGCCCAAUCUUCCCCCUCUAGGCAGAAGCUUCAUUUAAAGAAAUCAUGGGGGAUGCCGGUUUUGUUCUUGUCUUCAGUAGCCUUUGCCCUUGGACAUACGGUGGUGGCAUACAGAACAAGCUGCAGAGCACGUAGAAAGCUUCUGUUGCAUCGAGUUGACCCAGAAGCUACCCUUUCUUGCAAAAAUGUAUUCUCUGGCUACCAGAAGAUCCCUCGAUCUCCCACUCCCUGCGGAUCAAGAACUCCAAAGAGUGACAGUGAAAUCAAGUGGAAAGUUUCAGGCAAUGCCCGGGAUGAGAGCGAGCUUCCAGUUAGAUUACUCGCUGACAUCGAUAGUUUGUUCAUCACAUGCCAAGGGCUUACCAUCCAUUACAAGAUCAGCUUGCCCCGGUCACCACCGCGGUCAUUGUCCUCUGCUGCUUUUCUCGAACCACCUAGCUAUAGUUGCAACUCCCCAAAGAAAGCCAUGGGGAGGCCAGUAGUUGACAGGCAUCCAUUUAGCGUCUUAUCAAAAAACCAACACAAUAUCCAUAGAAGCUAUAGCAAUCAGUUUCACAGUUCAUCUCUCUAUGAUCCACUAUUGGAUGGCUCUGCAACAACUUCUCCAGUUCUUUGUGAUGAAAUUCCUGUGAUAAGCCUAGACGAAGUUGAAGAAGAGGAAAUGUGCAAAGGUAGCUUAGAUGGCAACUCAGAGAGUAAUGGGCAAUUCGGCAUCGUCUUGGUGCACGGUUUUGGAGGAGGAGUGUUCUCAUGGAGACAUGUGAUGGGGGUGCUUGCAAGGCAGACCGGUUGCAAAGUUGCUGCUUACGAUCGGCCCGGUUGGGGAUUAACUUCAAGGCUCCGUGCUGAAGACUGGGAAGAAAAAGAAUUGCCUAAUCCCUACAAGCUUGAAAGUCAGGUGGAGUUGCUGCUUUCAUUUUGCUCGGAGAUGGGGUUUUCUUCGGUGGUGUUAGUGGGUCACGACGACGGAGGUGUGCUUGCUCUCAAGGCAGCGGAAAGGCUUAGAGGAUCAAUAAACGCAUUCAAUGUUUGGAUUCGAGGGGUGGUGUUGCUGAGUGUGAGCUUAUCAAGAGAGGUGGUUCCUGGGUUCGCGAGGAUUCUGCUGAGAACAUCGCUGGGGAAGAAGCACCUGGUUCGGCCUCUGCUGCGAACUGAAAUAACUCAAGUGGUGAACCGCCGUGCCUGGUACGAUGCUUCCAAGCUAACCACCGAGGUCCUAAAUCUCUAUAAGACGCCGCUGUGUGUGGAAGGGUGGGAUGAAGCGCUGCAUGAGAUAGCGAGAUUGUCUUACGAGACGUUUCUCUCUCCGCAAAAUGCGGAAGCGUUGUUGAAGGCGGUGGAAGAGAUGCCAGUGCUCGUCGUGGGUGGAGUUGAGGAUGCUCUCGUCUCUCUCAACACUUCUCAAGCAUUGGCUUUCAAACUCCGUAAUUCUAGACUUAUAACGAUAUCUGGAUGCGGACAUCUUCCACACGAGGAAUGCCCGAGCGCCUUACUCGCUGCACUCUCACCCUUCAUCUCCAGAAUUUUGCAGAAGCCCGACUCCUCCGACAACACCACCACCAUCACCAUCCAAUAAUACAAACAGUCCCCCCAUCCUCCUUUCUUCAAUUAUAGAUUAAAAAAAACAAGAUAGAUAGAUUCGCAAUCCAUCAGCACACCAGGGUUGGGUUCCUUUUCCUCCCUCCAUCCCUCCUUUAGACCCUUUUUUUCUCUUUUUCUUCUUAUCUAAGAACCAUCACCCACAAGAAAAUAGGCAAAAAAAAGUCAUUUCUUUGGGUUGAGUUUUUGAGGCCCUUUUUAUCAUCCCCCAACCAAACCAAAAAGUCCACAAGGGUUGUCCUAUGUAUGUUGUAGAGUCUGUCUUUCCCCUUCUCCCAUUCUCUUUUCUCUGAACCAUAUUGUUAUUCCCACCAUGUGUUGUGCAGAUAACCCCCCUAUAAUUUGUACAUUUUUUGUUCUAGACAUUGAUUAGAUUUCGAAUCCCAAUCAAUUUAUCCAA